This is a messenger RNA of Dracunculus medinensis (Guinea worm), 1302 nucleotides long. Lineage: Eukaryota; Metazoa; Nematoda; Chromadorea; Rhabditida; Dracunculidae. The record is from the annotation of a GenBank genome assembly.
AUGCAUAGUUCAACGCUUCAUGAUGAAAAUAAUUUAAUGCAUGAAACUUCAACAGAAAUACCGAAUUUUAAAAAUCUAAAAAAAGCUUUGACUGAAAAAUGGACGUAUAAUUCAAGCCAUAAGGGCAGGAAAAGUUUUACUUAUAAUACAUUUAUAGAAUUCGGUGAUAUUAUUGAUAUAUUUGAGCAAUUAUUUCAAGAAUAUGAAAAAUCGAGUGUAUCUCUUAUGAAAAUAAGAAAUUUGAAAUUAUUUAUUCUACUUUUUGGUUGCGAUGCUUAUUUUUUUCAAUGGGAGCAGUGGAACAUUCCUGGAAAAGUCACAGAAAAAGUCUGGAAAGAUGCAAGGAAUUCAAAUGCUAAGUGCGUUAUAGCUGUAUGUGCAGACCGACUAAUAGGCAUACGAAAGCCAUUAAUUGCAAAAAAACAAUGGCAGUGGUACUGGACGCCGAUGGUAAUUUCGUCAAUUGUUGUACUUACUGGCUUCGCUUGCCUGUAUCAACACUUUCAGUACCACUGCUUAGUACGAUCAUAUUGCUGGGGAACACAAAUUUAUUCCAAGUGUUUGCCUAUUAACAAGAAAGGAAAUUGGUUUGGAAAUCGAACCAAUCCCUACUCGAAGUCGUUUCGAAACUUUCUCGAUGCUAGUGUGAUGCUGAAUGUGAUUACGAUGAUACUUUUGCCUAUAUUUUUACUUACCCUAUUUAACACGCUUCUUCUUCUUACACUCCACAAUCGCAAUCGCUUUCUUGUCACCACACAUAUCUGCAAUAACAGAUUCUCAACGAAGCACGGUCUCAGGCAAAAAAGGGCUACCACAGCCCGUCACAAGACUGAGCAACGAGUUACAUUAGCAGUGGCUUUAAUCGUGACGGUAUUCACCAUUACGAAUGGUCCCUCGGCUAUUUAUCAUUUAUUGCAAAUCGUUUAUCCUUCUUUGGCAUCAUAUAAUUUAACUCUUACAUGCAACACUUUGGUAAUUUAUGGAAAAGCUUGUAAUUUUAUCCUAUUUUGUUCGUCGAGUAAACAUUUUCGAAAUCGACUUUAUCGCUUAACUCAACGCAAUAUGGAGCGGCAAAUUUCAAAAAUUUUGGAAAGCAAGAUCGGCCGAAGAUUCAGUAAAUUAUCAUUGACUAGAAAGUGCGUAUCAGCUACUGUGACGGAUGGUGACUAUUCAACACCAACGGGCCAUUUGCAUUAUAAUUAUAGCUCCCAUCGUCAAUCAGCACCCGUUACUCUUAGGCAUUCCACUAUAAUAAGCUGUGAAGAGCGAAAAAAGCCAUCACAUACAGCUUUAUUCGUUUAA